AUGAAGGAAGCGAGAACGGAUUCUUCUUCUUCUCUUAGAUGGAAUAUACUUCGUCAAGCCCUUCUCCGUAGAUCUGAUUCUCAAUCUGAAGCUGAGAUCAAACGGAUUUCAAGGAAAGCAACUAAAGGAUUCAACUUGAUUCAGUGUCAGUUGGUGGAUUCGGAUCAUCCUCGGGAAGCAUGCGUUUGCUACACAUUUGGUUCAACGAAACUCUAUCUAACACAAAGAGUGGAUAAUUGCAGUGAUCUCAAUGACUUUGAGAUUUCUAAUCGGUACAACAUUGAUAAUACAGGACUUGUUUGUCAGUGGCCAUCAGAAGAAGUUCUAGCAUACUUUUGCAAGUCUCAGCCAGAUCGUUUCAGAGGUAAAAGAGUAAUUGAGCUUGGAUCGGGGUAUGGAUUAGCCGGUUUAGUUAUUGCAGCUGCCACCGAGGCAUCAGAAGUGGUAAUCUCGGACGGGAAUCCUCAAGUAGUCAACUAUAUUAAGCGUAACAUAGAAUCCAACUCUAUGGCUUUUGGCGACACAAGCGUAAAAGCCAUGGAGUUGCAUUGGAAUCAACAAGAACUUUCAGAGUUAACCAACACUUUUGACGUCAUAGUUGCGAGCGAUUGUACCUUUUUCAAGGAAUUUCAUAAGCACCUUGCAAGUAUCAUCAAGAUCCUGCUUAAAGCCAAAGAACCCUCCGAGGCAUUAUUCUUCAGUCCUAAGAGAGGUGACUCUUUAGACAAAUUCCUGAAGGAGAUCAAAGACAUUGGUUUACACUACGUCUUAACCGAAAACUACGAUCCACGAGUUUGGAAAUGCCAUGAGAUGUUUGUGAAAGGAGACGACUCUUGGCCUAACUAUGACAAGAACCACUGCUACCCUUUACUUAUUCAAAUCACUAAAUCAUAA
Molecule: messenger RNA, 894 nt
Organism: Arabis nemorensis
Lineage: Eukaryota; Viridiplantae; Streptophyta; Magnoliopsida; Brassicales; Brassicaceae
Source: the annotation of a GenBank genome assembly